Messenger RNA from Artibeus jamaicensis (Jamaican fruit-eating bat), 3701 nucleotides. RefSeq names its product alpha-1,3-mannosyl-glycoprotein 4-beta-N-acetylglucosaminyltransferase-like protein MGAT4E. NCBI's taxonomy places the organism in Eukaryota, Metazoa, Chordata, Mammalia, Chiroptera, Phyllostomidae. The transcript has 5 exons. Gene Ontology annotation, biological process: protein N-linked glycosylation. The coding region runs from base 78 to 1646 and encodes 522 amino acids. The record is from RefSeq and is a predicted model, not a curated record. Gene Ontology annotation, molecular function: acetylglucosaminyltransferase activity.
UCGUGGGAAAGUGCAGUCUCCCCACGGAGCCAUCGAGAGUAUCAGCGGAGGGACGGGGCAGCUCCUCCUGGGGAGCCAUGUCCAGCCCAGGCAGCAUGCGGUGCUCCAUCAGGCACGGCCUCCUCACCUUGGUGGCCCUCGGGCUCCUGUGGCUCUUCAUCACUUUGAAAGUCUCCAGAGAAAUUGAAGAUGAUCCCGUGAUGUCUAUCAAAGGCCAAGACAGUGGCGGCAGAAGGAAGGACCCAAGACCACGAGAAGACUGGCAGAAUCUCACCUUCCAAUACAUGAAAAAAGUCCAGCAGCGAAGAAAGAGAUGGCUGACGGUGGGCAUCUCCUCGGUGCCAGGCCCGGGUCGGAGCGGCCUCCUGCACACACUGGUCUCCCUGUUCCGAGCCUCCUCCAGGGCGGAGCAGAGGCGUCUCACGGUGCUGGUCCACCUGGCCGACUCUGACCCUGCCCGGCUCAGAAAAACCACUGCCCAGAUUUCAACCCUCUUCAGCCCGCAAAUCCUGGCAGGGCAGCUGGUGCUGAUCCACGCUCCGCCGGAUGCCUACCCUGUGGGUGACCCUGAGGACCAGGCCUACCGGGGGGACACCUGCUCCAAGCAGAACGUGGACCAUGCCUUCCUCGUGAGCUUUGCUGCAGGGCUCUCUGACUACUUCCUGUUGCUGGAGGACGAUGCCUUCUGCGCCCCCAACUUCAUCACCCACAUCCGCCGGAGACUGGGCAGCAUGAGCAGGACCCCGUGGGUGCUGAUGGAGCUCUCGAACCUGGGCUUGCUGGGCAAGCUCCUGCACGGCAGGGACCUCCCGCUGCUGGCCCACUUCCUCCUCCUCUUCCACAAGGAGAAGCCCCUGGACCAGCUGCUCCCGCAUUUCCGCAGCCUCCUGGCCCAGAAACACGCCGUCCUCAGCAGGCCUUUCCUCUUCUACCGCCGGGGCUCCCACUACGGCGCCGGCAACAGCCACGUGGCUGGAGCCCUGAGGAACAGGGCCCCCCGCGGCCCCCACAAUCCUCCCGGAGCCGUGUUCACGGACAUGAAGGUCCUGGGGGUUCAUUUCCCCUGGCAGGCCUAUACUCUGGAUGAGUCUUUCUUCUGGACCCACAACGUCAGCGCAGGGAGCCACCUGACAGUCAUCCUGAACCACCCAGCCAGCCUGCGGCGGGUGCAGGUGCUGACGGGCACCGUGGUGGACGGAAAGCACGCCCUGCAGAAGGGGCGGGUGGAGCUGGGCUAUGAGCCGGAGGGAACGCCGCAGUUCUGCACCAGCUUUGCUGUGCUGGGCCCCCUCCUGGAGGGGCAGCUGGAUCAGGAGAUCGUCCCACGGAGCGUGGGGCACGAUGUGAGCUGCGUGAGGCUGGUGGUGAACGCCCGUCAGGCUGGUGGGCUCAUCAUCAGACACAUUUACCUCUGGGAGGAACGAGCCGAAGGCGUCCAGCGCCAGCCUGGGAGAGCGCUGGCCACCAUGAGUGCGACCAAAGAAAAAAGGAGAGAGGAGAGUUCCCAGGACGUGUGUGAGUGCAGCUCCCUGGCCUCAGCCACCUUGUCUGCGAAGCCGGCUCAGCUGCCUCUUGGGUUUGUCUACUGCACAGUGAGCUCGAUGCACUGCCCAAACUCGGAAGAUGUUGGACGAGUGAGGGAAUGACCCCUAGCUUUUAGUUCACAGAGCUCAUAGGAAUCCAUGUCUGAUUCAGUCUUCGCACAGACACUGGGGGGACAACCCCCAUUUUACAUCCUGAGAAGUGGGUGUGAAGGGCAGAGACUGUUUGCCUGGGACCUGCAGUGGCCCCACGGGAUCCCUGCACCCUGGACCCCGUCUUACCCAUGCGGCCCAAAGGCGGGUGUGGAGAGGCUUCUGAGAUAAUCUCAGGAAAGUCACUGCCAAGCUGCCGGCAAGGCCUGGUCCACAGCCCACAGACACCUGCGCCCCACCUGCACCCUGGCCAGUGCCAGCCUGCCCUUUCCUGAUCUGGCUUCUGCAGGGGAGGGGCUGCGGGACUCUGGUGCCGUGCUCCAGGAAGUGGUGGGAGGGGGUGGCUGUCCCCAAGCUGACUGGCCAUGACCUUGCUGAAGCCACUGCCUGGACUCAGGAGGGGCCCCGGGCAGCCAGCUCCCCGUCUAAGGUGCUGAGUGAGGCCUGCUCCCGGGAGCCCAGGUGUAAGGAAGGUCCCCUCACGGGGUGGCCCCUGACGGGUGGCCUGCAGCUGCCUCGGCUGUGGGCUGAGCCCGUCGGCCGUCGGUAAGGCAGAAAAGCCCUCCAGUUUCCUGAGCAUCAGGGAGUCUCCGCACCCACCUCACCCCGGCCAUGGCCACCCCACCCUGCCCGGCAGGAGGUGCCCUGUGGCCGCCCUGUCCUGGUCGGGGGCCGUGUCCGCCGCUGUCCAAAACGGCUGUCACCCCUGGGGAAGCCCCACGGGCGAGACCCCCCUUCAAAGUCCAUAAUCAAACUUUGUUUAAAGCCCCGAUGUCGGGUUUACUUGUAUCCCUCAAGCUCAGAUUGCACGACAUGGGCACAGGGCCCAUCCCCCAGGGACUUGAGGGACUGACGGUCCAGGACAAGACACCUCGACUCACUCAGAGGCCACACGGACAGCCGGACAUCGGGCCAAGGCAGAGCACAGGGCAUGGACCAUGGAGCACAGAGUUCCCAGAACACGGAAGUUUUCCUCUCCUGCUGAGAGUGUGUGUAUGUUCAGUGCGUGGGGGUCCGGGCCCCAAGUUAAGAGCCUUUUGAAUUUACACGAACGUUUUUAGAAUUCUUCAGUGAAACCCUCUGGGCCUGGGGAUUUCUUGGGAGGAGUUUUUAAACUAUGAAUGUGAUUUUUAAAAUUCUAGGGUUAUUAAAAUUAUCCCCUUCAAAUUGGGUGUUAUGUAUUAAUACUUUGUAUUUGUUGAGUUCCUCUCUCUCUGCCAGUUUCUCCCUUGUCAUUCUGUGGGCAGUUGUUGGGGGUGGUUCAGUCUCCCACCCGGCUUCUGGAAUGUCUGUUUUCUUCCGUUCAACCAGGUUUUGCUUCCUGUACUUUGCAGUCUGUCUGUGUGGUGGGCAUACAGUUGGGGUCGUGUUCUCUCGGUGGACCGAUCCCUUAUCAAAACAUAACACCCCUUUCUGCCUCUGGUCAUGGUCUUGCUCUGCAGUCGACUUUAUCUGAAACAAAUGUAGUCAUUCCUACUUUCCUUUCCUUAAUUUCCCCUGGUAAUUCUUUUCCCUCCUUUUGCAUUUAACUACCUAUGUGGUUAUAUUGAAUCGGCCCCACAAUUCAGUUGGCCAGAAAGUCUGUUCACUUGGCUGAGAAAAUCCUUCAGACAUGAAAUUUGUUUGGCCAGAAAAUUUGUUGCAUCCACCAAAAAGUUUGUUUGGUGGCCAGAAAGUUUGUUGUUGGCCAAAAAGUCCGUUCAAUGAAAUUUGAACUUGAAAUUUCGGUCGAUUGACCAAUAUUUCGUUCAUCUGGCAAAAAAGGUCAGCCAAAAAAGUCCAUUGGCCUUGUCCAUGAGCUGGCUCUAUUAGUGCUUGUUGUCUUUAACUUCAUUUGAAACCAUUUUGAUAGGUUGUAUUGUGACAACUGUUACAUCAGCAUGAAGUUUCAAAAAAAUUAUCAAAAGUAGUACAUUUUUGUGUAGCUGUUCUAAUAUUAAUAGAAGAAAAUAAGCAACAUUUUUGAGAAAGGUAAAAAUGUAAAAAUAAAGAUUGGUGCUCUGUGUG